CCAAUAUUGUACCAAUAUUGGCAUAAGCUGGUGCUUGGGAUAUAACGGAUUCGCCAAGCAUCGGUUGUUAAUGCUGCCAUGUGAUAUAAAAACUUAGUUAUCUGACAUUUUGGUGAAAAAUGAGUUUUUGGUAUCAAUGAACUCGUAAGAAAAAACUGCGUCUAAUAGUUAUAGUUUAAAUUUUUUUUACAAAUUAUUGUUUGUAAAAAAUUAAUAUUAAAAAUCUAAGAAAUUGCAGAAAAUGAAGGAAUAUUUGAUAAAAAGUUAAGGAAAGGACUAUGCGUAGUCCAAAAAACAAACGAGGCUACGAGCUCGAAUGUAAGAUUUGAAGGAAAAACUUAGUUAAAGGCAUUUGUGUGUUUUUUGUAUCAAAUAAGUAGUCGAGUCUAAGCGUUGGAUUUGAAAUAAAAACUUUGCAUAUGCAACGCUUGCAAUUACCUAAGUUAUUCCGUCAAAAAGUCAGUCGAGACAGAGCCGAACGACUACUUAACUGCAUUCGGCUAAACUCGGUUUAUCCUCGGGUCGCAAGCAGCAAGCAGCCGUCCCCUUACCACAUGACCCUGUAACGUUUUAUUACGUUUCUGUUCUACUGACAAUCCUUGUUGUUACUCAGAUUGAAUAAUUCAUAUUAAUAUUAUAUUUUCAAAUUAUAUUUCGCGCCUUAGCGCCAAACUUCAACACCAGGCGUCGCGCACGCCAAAAACAGCAGACGACAAAAAGCACAUGUUGCUUUUGACCGGCAAGAGACGCCAGAUUGGUGUGAACCAUAAGUGCGAAAACGCACCAUUGCGCAUAAUUAAUAUAAUUGUAUUUUUAUUCCUUGUGCCAAAUAAAUUGUUGUUUAUUGUGAGUGCGCUAAUUAUUUCCGCCGUUUCCAGCGUCAUAAUCGCUAAUUUCAGUUGUGGGAAUACAAAAAAGAUAUACGAUCACCAUGGAACCAGCACCCAACGACAACACGAACAACGCUACUGGAUCUGCCCUACAAGAGAUUCCGGUUCUGUGCAUUACGCCACUUCCCGAAGACCAAGGCGAACCCAGCAGCGCCGUCACUCUCGAGCAACCACCAAGUGGUCUGGUUGUUUUACGCAAGACAACCUUAGAAACCCUCCUAGCCGAACGUGACGACCUUAAAGAAAAGUUAACUACUAUUCAACAACAAUUAUCCUCUUUUGAAGAAAAAGAAAAACUAAAUUGCGCAACGACCAGCAAGACCGCCGACCAUAAGGAAGAACACUACCAAUUUAUGGCGGAUUUGAACAAGGAACGCUACAACCUAACAAACACGAUCUCAGAACUCCAGAAAGAGAUCACUGAUCUAAAAGUCGAACGCGCCACCAUGAAGAAAGAUCUCGAUUCAUAUGAAGCCGAUUUCAACCGAGUUUGCGACGAUUACUCUUACCAGGAAGACUACAGCCUCCGCCUCAAGAAACUCUUUUACAACACGGUAUCCGAAGUAUGCCAUGCUCUCGCAAAUUUGCGCGAACCGAAGCUGAGACCUAAGGCCCCCGAAGGCUGCCUUAACUGUGGUAUCAGCGGGCAUAGUUUUCGUUCCUGUCAAAGGAAGUAUAACGGACGUUUCUGUCAAACCUGCGCACACCCCGACUUUUCAACCGAAGAAUGUCCUUGGCCUCACUACCCUAAUGGACCCUCUAGCAUUCCCGAAAGCAGCAGAUGUAAAUCGUGCUGGCAAUCAAAGACUACGCCAAACCCGCAUUGCGCUGAGUGCCGUCGAAGAAUGAUAAGAGAAAAUACCAUUAAGCGCAAUAAACUCGCCCAAGAAUUAGAAGAUGCAUCAUUCUCACUCCCUUCCACCAGUCAAUCAAUGAAGGAUGGAAGACAAGCAACUCGCACCAUCAUCGCUCCCCCAGCUUCUCAAGCCCAGCAGAUGGCCAUUACGUCAGUUGUAACUAACAACUCUAAGAGCGAAUUUUGCAUUCAAUCCGAACCAAAAGCCGAGAUUGGAAUGCAGCCUUCUACUCAGCCAGCAAAUCCCAAGACUGCUCUGCAAAACGCGCAACCCAACGAAGAGCCAACGGUUUCACAAGACCCAAUAGUUGAACCAUUAAUGCUCUCACCCCAAGUACAGCCCAGUAAUGUGCAGAACCUGCCAUUAAAACUUUUCCAAUAAAGCAAAUCUAAUUGAAAUAUGUUGUUAGAUAUAAUUAUAUUAAUUAAUAUCCCACAACUGAUUAUUAAGACGAGAAGUGAGAUAUCAGAUAAGUUUUGAUUUCAGAUUCUUUUCCUUCCUUUCAUUCAGUUAUCUUUGCAUCUCAAUUUUUAAUGCUUUGUUUUAUUCCUAAAUCAUUCUAAUAAUUAUUCAAUUCUAACUUAAAAGGUUUAGUCUCUUUUGCAAGCCAAGGAUUAUGGGUUGGAGAGAUUUAGCCAAACGACUCAAUCCUGGGUAGCAACAACGAUUUAGGAAGGGGGAAUUGUAACGUUUUAUUACGUUUCUGUUCUACUGACAAUCCUUGUUGUUACUCAGAUUGAAUAAUUCAUAUUAAUAUUAUAUUUUCAAAUUAUAUUUCGCGCCUUAGCGCCAAACUUCAACACCAGGCGUCGCGCACGCCAAAAACAGCAGACGACAAAAAGCACAUGUUGCUUUUGACCGGCAAGAGACGCCAGAUUGGUGUGAACCAUAAGUGCGAAAACGCACCAUUGCGCAUAAUUAAUAUAAUUGUAUUUUUAUUCCUUGUGCCAAAUAAAUUGUUGUUUAUUGUGAGUGCGCUAAUUAUUUCCGCCGUUUCCAGCGUCAUAAUCGCUAAUUUCAGUUGUGGGAAUACAAAAAAGGUUAGUCUUCUAAUUUCGUUUUUCUUGGCUUGUCACCGAAGGAAGGAGGAGAUAUCUUUCGAGCAGUGGAUUCCUGGUUGGUAAUUGUGUCUCGCAAUAUGAGUCGAACCCUUACUCUAUUUUUACAAUAAAUUCUUAUAUUGUUGGUCACAACCCCAAUGGGAAAUUAACAACUGGCGUAGUACUGCGCCA
This is a messenger RNA of Leptopilina heterotoma, 2979 nucleotides long. RefSeq lists its product as uncharacterized. The record is from RefSeq and is a predicted model, not a curated record. Lineage: Eukaryota; Metazoa; Arthropoda; Insecta; Hymenoptera; Figitidae. Bases 932 to 2128 code for a protein of 398 amino acids. The transcript is spliced from 2 exons.